Messenger RNA from Indicator indicator, 1583 nucleotides. It is a transcript of the gene ATF2, whose product is annotated as activating transcription factor 2. The record is from RefSeq and is a predicted model, not a curated record. The transcript has 12 exons. Bases 54 to 1517 code for a protein of 487 amino acids. Gene Ontology annotation, molecular function: DNA-binding transcription factor activity, RNA polymerase II-specific; cAMP response element binding. Gene Ontology annotation, biological process: regulation of transcription by RNA polymerase II. Lineage: Eukaryota; Metazoa; Chordata; Aves; Piciformes; Indicatoridae.
GUGAAACAGAUUUAUAUGUGAAAUCUGGCAGGUAGCACAACGACCUGUGGAAUAUGAGUGAUGACAAACCCUUUUUAUGCACUGCCCCUGGAUGUGGCCAGCGUUUUACCAAUGAGGAUCAUUUGGCUGUCCAUAAACAUAAACAUGAGAUGACACUGAAAUUUGGUCCGGCUCGUAAUGAUAGUGUCAUUGUGGCUGAUCAGACGCCAACGCCAACUCGAUUCUUGAAGAACUGUGAGGAAGUGGGCUUAUUCAAUGAAUUAGCAAGUCCUUUUGAGAAUGAGUUUAAAAAGGCUUCUGAAGAUGACAUUAAAAAAAUGCCUCUAGAUCUGUCUCCUCUUGCAACACCAAUUAUAAGAAAUAAAAUUGAAGAGCCUUCUGUUGUAGAGACAACUCAUCAAGAUAGUCCUUUACCUCAUCCUGAGUCUACUACUAAUGAUGAAAAGGAAGUGUCUCUGCAGCAGACUGCACAGCCGACAUCAACAAUAGUUCGUCCAGCUUCGCUACAGGUUCCUAAUGUACUCCUUACGAGUUCUGACUCAAGUGUUAUUAUUCAGCAGGCAAUACCAUCACCAACAUCUAGUACUGUUAUUACCCAAGCUCCAUCCUCUAACAGACCAAUAGUUCCAGUUCCAGGUCCUUUUCCUCUGCUGUUACAUCUUCCUAAUGGACAAACCAUGCCUGUUGCUAUUCCUGCAUCUAUCACAAAUUCUAAUGUGCAUGUCCCUGCCGCAGUUCCACUUGUUAGACCUGUCACCAUGGUGCCUAGUAUCCCAGGAAUCCCAGGGCCUUCCUCCCCACAGCCAGUGCAGUCUGAGGCUAAAUUGAGAUUGAAAGCAGCCUUGACCCAGCAGCACCCUCAGGUAACAAAUGGAGAUACUGCUAAGGGACAUCCGAGUGGGUUGGUUAGGAGUCAGUCAGAGGAACCACGACCGCAAUCGCUACAACAACCUGCAACUUCAACAACUGAAACACCGGCAUCACCAGCUCAGCCUACACCACAAACACCAAAUACAGGUGGUCGGCGAAGAAGAGCUGCCAAUGAAGACCCUGAUGAGAAAAGGAGAAAGUUUCUGGAGCGAAACCGUGCUGCUGCUUCCAGAUGCCGACAGAAACGGAAAGUCUGGGUGCAGUCGUUGGAGAAAAAAGCCGAGGACCUGAGCUCACUAAAUGGCCAGUUACAGAAUGAAGUCACCCUGCUGAGAAAUGAAGUGGCACAGCUGAAACAGCUUCUUCUGGCUCAUAAAGAUUGCCCUGUAACUGCCAUGCAGAAGAAAUCUGGCUAUCAUACUGCAGAUAAAGACGACAGUUCAGAAGACAUAUCAGUGCCAAGCAGUCCACACACAGAAGCUAUUCAGCACAGUUCUGUCAGCACCUCCAACGGCGUAAGCUCAACUUCCAAGGCAGAAGCAGUGGCCACCUCCGUUCUCACCCAGAUGGCAGACCAGAGCACAGAGCCAGGCCUCUCCCAGAUCGUCAUGGCUCCUCCCUCCCAGUCGCAGCCUUCAGGAAGUUGAUUAAAAACUUGCAUUGCAUCAGUUUCUUAGAUACACAUUUGUGACUUUAAAGGGAAAUCAGCAAAA